Messenger RNA from Halichondria panicea, 1231 nucleotides. RefSeq lists its product as uncharacterized. The transcript has 7 exons. Lineage: Eukaryota; Metazoa; Porifera; Demospongiae; Suberitida; Halichondriidae. The record is from RefSeq and is a predicted model, not a curated record. The coding region runs from base 38 to 1147 and encodes 369 amino acids.
GCUGAUACCAAGGUUGUCAAAUUAAACUGGAGGAAGAAUGCUCACGCUUUUGAUACUCAGUGUCUUCUCAACUAUUAGUAACUUCUGCUUAAUGGUUUCUGCUACACAAUGCUCUUUAUUGAACCAAUGCUCCCAACCAAAAGAGGUUGACUUUGGUACAAAUUUUACAAUUGAGUGGUCUAUCCAUGGAGACUUGAUGGAUGGUUGUGUAUACUACAGAGUUCCCAAUGGAGGGUCGUACGAUUCCUCUCACAUGAUCUCACCAGAUGAUCCUCACUUUAUUUUAGAGGCAGACACACUACACCUCAUCAACAUCAACGUCAGACAUGAGGGGAAGUAUUACUGUGUGUUUAACGGGGUAGAGCAAUCACUGCUCAACGCCUCUCCAUGCAUCACUGUCAAAGGUCGGCCUACAUUUUCUUGUGGUACAAAAGACAGUGCAAAUAAUGAUGAUGUUGGUAGUGUCUCAAGCUGUACAUCAGAAUCAUUAAACAUUAUAAAUAAUAAUGAACUGUUUCUUAACACGACACUUUCGUUUGUUGGAGGUGGAGGAUGUCAUUCUGAGACGGUACACUACAUAAAACUACUUUAUCAGGGAUAUGUAAUAUGGUUCUACAAUUUCAAGACGUCAAGCUCUUCUGAAGGCAUCAACAUCAGUAUGAUACACAGUGAUGAUAAUGAAACAGGACAUCAUAGUUUCAACCUGAAUAUUGGUCAUGUGAAUGUCAACAGCAGUGGUUUAUAUGAACUGAGAGUGCGUCUGAAUAAUGCUGAAAACGAUUUAAUAAAGACUUUCAACGUCACAGUGACAUUGAAUACAGGUGGACCGUCGUCACCAGAUGCACACAGCAAUACAGAAGGUACCAUGGCAACUUCGACAGAAACGGUACCUCCAAAUGCUCACACUACAAAUGUUUCUACCAGUGUCCAAAUUGUGGAAAUACGUGUCUACUUUGUGAUUCUGGCCGUUGUUGGUGUUUGUCUGAUAGUGGUGACAUUGACUGUAAUUUUCGUUAUAGUAACUAUAAAAUGCAGAAAAGACUCAAGCAAAUCAAAGGUACUAUCGUUUGAUAGGAUUUCUAUUUAUGGUGAAGAAGAAUUAUUUUUAGACGAUUUUUUAAAUUCACAGCAUAUAGCACAUGUUUAGUUAUUGUCUCAUCACUUUUGCAGUUUGUGUUUCACCCGCUGUAGUCAUGUUGUGGGUAUAAUUAUAAUAAUUAUUGUACAAUAC